UUUUGUCUCUGUCCUAGACUAAAUACAUCGUCUCACUCCGCCAUAUUCGUCAAAGUGAGACAGACUGAAUGAAAAUAAUAAUUUUGAGUGUAAAAAAGAAAUAAUUGUGGAUAAAAUAAUUAUUUGUAUUGUACAUAUUAACUUCUUAAAAUGUUCGAUCCAAAUAAUAUAAACAAUCAACAACAACAACAAACCACACAAAUUCAGUAUCAAACCGAACAAAAACAAGAUGUAAAACCGGUCCAACAAGAUGGUCAACAAAAAACCGAAUUUCCAAGUUUCUGUUAUGCGAAUGUGAAUAUGAUCCAUAAAAUAACACCUAAUACUCAAACACAUAAUACGGCAAGUACUGUAAAUAUGGCACAAUUAACUGAUGAUAAAUGUUACAUCACACAACCCCAAUUCAGUUACAAUUACGCUUUGGUAAAUCAAAUGCAAUUGGCUGCAACGCAGAACACGAUUUCGAAUAUAACAUUUAAAUGUGAUAUUUGUGGUCUAAUGUUUGGACAUUUAAGUUUAUUAAAUCAUCAUAAACGUAUACAUAACACAAGCGGGGAUCAAAAUCAAAAUCCUCAACAAAUUACGGUACAAGUACAAGCGGCUGGACAACAGACACAACCACAAGCAGCACAAAUACAAAUUGUAGCAACGGAACGUAUACGAUUUUCAUGUGACGAGUGUGGGAUGGCUGUGUCUACACAGGCUGAGUUAAAAACACAUAAAAAUCAAAUGCAUCCUGGUAGUGCUGUGGCAAAAAAUUUAAAGACUUGUGAUAGUUGUGGUAUACAAGUACAGUGUGAUGGAAAUACUGGAAAGGGGAAGAAAAAACAGCCAUUUAGAUGUGAAAAUUGUUCGGGUGCUGAAAAUUUACAAGACAAUGGCCAACAAGGUCAAACUAUACAAGUAGUAACUGCUCAAGGCACCACACAACCUGGAACAAUUUAUGUAGUAGCAACAGAGGGUGCAGAUAAUAAUGGUACUGUUAAAUUUGAACAAGUGGACAAUCAAGUACAGGUAACGCAAACAACACAAAAUAAUGCACAGCCAUCAAAUAUAGGAACACAAAAUUCAAUUCCAAUUGGUGUGAAAACAGCUGCAAAUAAUACAACAACAACGCAACCCGGACAUCAUCCUGUAAAAAGACGCGGUAUUGCCAGUGUCACUAAAUGUAAUAAAUGCAAUGGCUCGGGAAUUAUUUUUAUAGGUGGAAAUAAACGUAAUCAAGAUGACAGAGAUAAACCAUUUCAUUGUAACAUAUGUAAUGGAUCAUUUAGUCGUUAUUCAAGUUUAUGGUCACAUAAACGUUUACAUUCUGGUGAAAAGAACUUCAAAUGUAAUAUUUGUAGUUUGGCAUUUGCAAAGGCAGCUUAUUUGAAAAAUCAUUCCAGAAUACAUACAGGUGAAAAACCAUAUCGAUGUAAUGUAUGUGGAAUGCAAUUUUCACAAAGCCCACAUUUAAAGAAUCAUGAACGAAUUCAUAGCGGUGAACGGCCUUAUAUAUGUGAAGUGUGCGACAAAUCAUUUGCACGACAUUCAACAUUAUGGAAUCAUCGACGUAUUCAUACUGGUGAAAAACCCUACAGAUGUGAAAUUUGUGGAUCAUGUUUCAAUCAGGCAACGCACUUAAAGAAUCACGCAAAAGUACAUUCUGGUGAGAAACCAUUUAAAUGUGACAUUUGUUCUGUAGGAUUUUCUGAUAGAUUUGCAUUAAAACGCCAUCGAAACAUACAUGAAAAAUAUGGUAGAACAAAACCGAAUAGUGCAAGUGCAAAUCAAGGAAAUGUUGUUAAUAAUGAUCAACAGAGUCAACAAAAUCAGCAACAACAACAACAACAACAACAACAACAGCAGCAGCAGCAGCAGCAAAUGACAACAGAAGCUGAAAUGGGUUUGCAAAUGUAGGAAUAUUAUUAAAUUCAAAGGAGCAAUAAUUGCUUCAACGGAACUGAAGACUUCGAUACAAAAGAAUUUUAAAAAUAAAAUUUUGUAUAGAUAGUGUACUAAUUAAUUAUAAUCUCUCGUAUAAAUAAAUAAAAAUUAAAACUCAAAUUCGCAUACUUAUACUCUGAAAUAUACCGAAUGUAUACUUUGAUAUUUCAAGAAUCGAUGAAUAUGUUUUAUUUUCUCAAAAUGAUAACGACGAAAAAACUUUUAAGUAAUUACACUUGACAUAUC
This is a messenger RNA of Chrysoperla carnea, 2175 nucleotides long. Its product is annotated as zinc finger protein 492-like. The coding region runs from base 151 to 1902 and encodes 583 amino acids. The transcript has 8 exons. Gene Ontology annotation, cellular component: nucleus. The record is from RefSeq and is a predicted model, not a curated record. Lineage: Eukaryota; Metazoa; Arthropoda; Insecta; Neuroptera; Chrysopidae. Gene Ontology annotation, molecular function: RNA polymerase II cis-regulatory region sequence-specific DNA binding; DNA-binding transcription factor activity, RNA polymerase II-specific. Gene Ontology annotation, biological process: regulation of transcription by RNA polymerase II.